Myotis lucifugus (little brown bat) is the source of this 978-nucleotide messenger RNA. Its product is annotated as mediator of RNA polymerase II transcription subunit 27-like. Gene Ontology annotation, biological process: regulation of transcription by RNA polymerase II. The record is from RefSeq and is a predicted model, not a curated record. Gene Ontology annotation, cellular component: mediator complex. Gene Ontology annotation, molecular function: transcription coactivator activity. NCBI's taxonomy places the organism in Eukaryota, Metazoa, Chordata, Mammalia, Chiroptera, Vespertilionidae.
CGAAGCCGGCAAUGGAGCGGCUGUGGUGACGGCGGCGGCGGUAUGGCGGACCCGCUGAGCGUCGGCGUGAACCUGGAGGCCUUCUCCCAGGCCAUCAGUGCCAUCCAGGCGCUGCGCUCCAGCGUGAGCAGGGUGUUCGACUGCCUGAAGGAUGGCAUGCGCAACAAGGAGACGCUGGAGGGCCGGGAGAAGGCCUUCAUCGCGCACUUCCAGGACAACCUGCACUCGGUCAACCGGGACCUCAACGAGCUGGAACGUCUGAGCAACCUGGUGGGCAAGCCGUCGGAGAACCACCCGCUCCAUAACAGCGGCCUGCUGAGCCUGGACCCCGUGCAGGACAAAACUCCCCUCUACAGCCAGCUCCUUCAAGCCUACAAGUGGUCAAACAAGUUGCAGUACCACGCAGGCCUGGCAUCCGGCCUUCUGAAUCAACAGUCGCUGAAACGCUCUGCUAACCAGAUGGGAGUGUCUGCGAAACGCCGGCCCAAGGCGCAGCCCACCACGCUCGUCCUGCCGCCUCAGUAUGUUGAUGACGUGAUCAGCCGCAUUGACAGGAUGUUUCCUGAAAUGUCCAUCCAGUUAUCCAGACCCAAUGGAACGUCAGCGAUGCUCCUGGUGACCUUGGGAAAGGUGCUGAAAGUGAUUGUCGUCAUGCGGAGCCUGUUCAUUGACCGAACGAUCGUGAAGGGCUACAACGAGAACGUCUACACGGAAGACGGCAAGCUGGAUAUAUGGUCCAAGUCCAACUACCAAGUGUUCCAGAAGAGAGGAAAGGAGAGGGAAGAAGAGAUAGAAACAUCAGUGAUGAGAGGGGAUCAUUGGUGUGCUGGCCGCACCGUGACCACCUGGCUGAGAAGCUACAUAAAGCUGUUCCAGGCGCUCUGCCAGCGCUGCGGGAAGUUCCUGCAGGACGGUCUGUCUUCUACCUGGAGGGACUUUCGCACCCUCGAAGCCUUCCACGACACCUGCCGGCAAUGA